Molecule: messenger RNA, 1743 nt
Organism: Microplitis mediator
Lineage: Eukaryota; Metazoa; Arthropoda; Insecta; Hymenoptera; Braconidae
Gene: Naxe
Product: NAD(P)H-hydrate epimerase
Exons: 3
Coding region: 329-1120 (263 amino acids)
Cellular component (GO): mitochondrion
Molecular function (GO): NAD(P)HX epimerase activity
Source: RefSeq, a predicted model, not a curated record
UAUUUAUAAUUAUUUAUUCAUAUUUUCUAUUUACGGUAAUAUAUCAAGUGAAUAAAUUAAAUAAUACGUGAGUAAAAUGUCAGAUUCGCAUAUUUAUAAACAUCAUCGAAUCCAAGUAGGCGAACAGAUAAAAUAUGUGCUUUGUUAUUGGUCUCAACGAAUCUUGUUGAGAAGAUUAAAAAAAGAUGACGUCUGGCCAAUGAAAAUAAAGAAAUAAAUUCUUUUUACUGAUGGCUCAUGACAUCUGGCGGGAGUUUUCAAAACAGCCGCACGUUUGAAAUUACUUUCAAUCGAUAAGCGGACAAAAAUAAGGUGCAAUUAUUGAUAAAUGUUGAGGAAUUUAUCAAGACGCGUUGGAGCUGGGUAUUGGAACUGUCAUAUUUUGAAGAAAUUUAUCAGCGGUACUGGUUGUAAGAAUAAUAACAACAGCAAGAUGGUUAAAUACUUGAAGCAAACAGAAGCGAUAAAUGUUGAUAAAGAUUUAUUUGACAAGUACAAAUUUAGCGUUGAUCAAUUGAUGGAACUGGCGGGUCAAAGUUGCGCAAUAGCUGUUGCCAAGACGUAUCCAUUGGCUGGUAAUAAAAAUGAUUAUGUUUUAGUAUGUUGUGGUCCUGGUAAUAAUGGUGGAGAUGGUCUCGUGUGUGCCAGACAUUUAAAACUAUUUGGAUACAGUCCUGAAGUAUAUUAUCCCAAGAAAACUACUAAUAAAUUGUAUGAAAAUCUACUGCAUCAGUGCAGAGAAAAUGAUAUUCGUAUACUGGAUGAUACUGCGGCUAUAAAAGACACAAAAGAGUAUCGAGUUAUUGUCGAUGCGUUGUUUGGAUUCAGUUUCAAGCCGCCAGUCAGAGAGGAAUUUGUUUCUAUCGUUGAUUUAUUGAAAACUGCAGGCAAUAUUUGCAGCAUCGACAUUCCUUCGGGUUGGGACGUCGAAAAUGGACCACCAGACGGAGGGAUCAAUCCGGAGACUUUGAUCUCACUCACGGCUCCGAAAAUCUGCGCUAAAUAUUUUAAGGGGAAGUUCCACUACCUGGGGGGUAGAUUUGUCCCAAAAAAACUGGAGGAAGAAUAUGACUUACAAUUGCCCAAGUACCCCGACACUGAGCUCGUUGUUUUGCUGUAAAUUGAUAAUGUUUUUUAUAAUUUUAUAAAUUUGGCGGGAGGAUUUAAGGGGAAUGGAAAUUUAAAAAUUAUAAUUUAAGAAAUAAAUAAAGACAUUUAUUAUCAGAAAUCAUUCAUCUUUAUUUGACAGAAUGACACUUGUAUAUACCAAAGUAUUAAUCCAACGGAAGUAAAUUACAUAUAUAAUAAUAAUUAUAUAUAUUUAUUCAUUUAUAAUAAUAAUAUAAACGAUAAUAAUAAUAUUAAUAAUAAUAAUAAUAAAAAAUAAAACAUAAAGAAAAAAAUGCAUUGACAUUAAAAGUGUAAUGUACAACGUAUAUGUAUAUAAAAUGAUUAAAAACUAAAGUCGAUUCACGGCGUGAAUUUUUUUAAAAAAUCAUAUAGACGUGGAAUGGAAAAUAUACAGGAUACAAUUAAAUCGAUAAAAAUAUUUAUGGAUACUACAAUAAGAUCCAUUUUCUUUCAUUACAUUUUUUGUUCGUUAUUUUAAAUAUUUUAUUUUUUUUUUUUCUUAUAGAUGUGGCCGCAUAAAAUUUAUGGAAAAAUACCUCGAACGACAAGAAAUCGCUCAUGCUAAAUUAAAAUCAAACUACUUGCACUUUUAUUUCUUUUGCAGCAUCUAAA